Molecule: messenger RNA, 2808 nt
Organism: Punica granatum (pomegranate)
Lineage: Eukaryota; Viridiplantae; Streptophyta; Magnoliopsida; Myrtales; Lythraceae
Source: RefSeq, a predicted model, not a curated record
GCCCAGCCAAAAAUUGAAGUUCCUUCCUCUGUUUUGCUGUGCUAUGCCAUACCCUUUAUACUGUACCCACAGAGAGACGAGAGAGAGAGAGAGAGAGAGAGAGAGAGAGAGAGACGCAGAGAGAGAGAGUGUAUGUAUUCAGUAAUUUGGCAGCAACAGGAGGGAGCUUUUCAUUGCAGUGAUCUUUUUGUGUGCUUCGAAAGAGAAAGCGAUCAAAGAAGAAGACCAGAGGAGGGAGGAGGAGGAGGAGGAGGUUGAGAUAUACAGAGAGACUGACUCGAAGCUUUUGGAUAUUAUACAUAGAUAAGGAACAACCCAAAAGGAGGAGAGAAGAAAAAUGGCAAAACACAGUGUAUGUGUAUGAUGAGGGCAAAAGAGAUCUUCUUCUCCUUCGUCAUCUGAUCUUUUGGCUUUGGCCCCCCCGUCCCCCACCUUCCUUCCUUCCUUCAAUCUUUCUUCCUGUAACGAAACAAGGGAUCAAAAUAGGCCCUUUUGAGAUUCAACAAUGGUGACCGGGUGGAGGAGGGCUUUCUGCACAUCCAUACCCAAGGAAGAUCGCGACACCAAACUCUUCUCCUCCGACAAGCACCAGCAGCCCCGGAAUCAAACCAAGACCUCCAGCAACAGCAGCAGCAAUUUUAGCAACCCCAGGAUAUCGUCCAAGUUCGGGUUUUUCUCCACUCCUUCCACGCCCCGGCUCCGGUCCCAGCCCCCCGUCUCCAGCCCCAGCCUCCGGUGCCGCACUGCCGCUGCCACGGCAGCCUCCGCCUCCGUGCCCAACAGCCCCAAGCUCCAGUGCAAGACCGCCCCCGCUCCCACCCCGAAGAAGAGCAGCAGCGCCACCAAUAGCCCCAGACUGUUCCACCUCUCUUCUAGCAAUCCUACGUCCCCCAAGUCCCCCUCCAGCUUCUCCCUCCUCAGGGCCAGCCUCCGCCUUUCCAGGACGAGAUGUGGGAUCUGCCUGCAAAGCGCGAAGGCAGGGCAGGGCACGGCCAUUUUCACGGCAGAGUGCUCCCACACGUUUCACUUCCCCUGCGUUGCCGCCCACGUCAAGAAGCACCGCAUCCUCGUCUGCCCGGUGUGCAGCACCACGUGGAAGGAGCUCCCGCUGCUCGAUGACUCCAGCUACUCCCCGAAGACACAGAGCCGCCCCAAAUUGGACCCAAAGGCAGCAAAAGGCAGCUCCAACGCCAAGCCUUUGCGGGCGUACGAUGACGACGAGUCUCUGCUCUCUCCGAGCUCGGUGUCAAGGUUUAAUCCGAUCCCCGAGUCUGAUGAGAGUAACGAGGAUUCGCAACAGGAUGAGCCCGUGGAGUUUCAGGGCUUCUUUGUCGGCUCUGCUGCUUCCCCUGUUUCACCUAUGUCGAGGCCGCCGAGGAACAAUUUGGAAGUGAGUUUGCUGCCGGAAGCGGCGAUAGUUUCAGUAAACAAGAGCUACGUGACGUACGCCGUCGUUCUGAAGGUGAAGGCACCACCGGCCUUAGGCAUUGGGUCCCCGCCGAGGGCGCCGGUCGAUCUGGUGACCGUUCUGGACGUGAGCGCGUGCAUGAACGGCGACAAACUCCAUGUUAUGAAACGCGCCAUGCGACUGGUCAUAUCCUCCCUCUCGGACACCGAUCGCCUGUCCAUCGUCGCCUUCUCGGCCACCUCAAAGAGGCUACUCCCUCUGAGGCGAAUGAACGUCCACGGCCGGAGAUCCGCGCGCAGGAUCGUCGACGCCAUUGGGUGCACUGGCCAGCACGCCUCCGUGAACGACGCGCUCAGGAAGGCCGCGAAGGUUCUAGAGGAUAGGCGGGAGAAGAACCCUGUUUCCACGAUAAUGCUCCUAUCCGACGGCCAUGACCAGCGCAUCCACGCCACCGCCGCCGCCCAAAAGCGGUCAUAUCCCCUCGUGACUUCCACACGAAUAGGCGACGUCCCGGUCCACGCCGUCGGCUUCGGGGCCGGCGCUCGAUCGGCACAAGAGGAGGCUUUCGCAAAGUGCCUGACGGGGCUACUGAGCGUGGCAGUGCAGGACCUGAGACUACAGCUCGGGUUCAUUUCGGGAUCCGACCCGGCGGAGAUCACCGCCGUCUACUCCCUCAUCGGCAGGCCGUCGGCUCUCGGGUCGCGUCUCAUCCGGGUGGGAGACCUCUACGCCGACGAGGAGCGGGAGUUGCUCGUGGAGCUGAAGGUCCGGGACUUGGCAAGUGGGUCCCACCACGUGAUGUCGGUAGGGUCCUCGUACAAGGACCCACCGUCUCAGGAGUUCGUGUACUCGAAGGAGCAGCCGGUUCCCGUCCCGCGACCGCAGGCCGUCAGAUCGCCGAGCAUCCAACGGCUGAAGAACCUCCACGUGACAGCAAGAGCGAUAGCCGAGUCCCGGCGGUUGGUCGACCGAGGCGAUCUGUCGGGAGCUCACCACCUUCUCUCCUCAGCUAGAGCCCUCCUAGUGCAGUCCGGGUUGGGGUGCGGCGACGAGUUCCUCCGCUGCUUGGAGGGCGAGCUGACGGAGCUGCAGAAGGCCCGGCAGGCGGCCCAGAGGCAGAGGAUGGAACGACGGGAGGGUACCCGGGCUGAGGAGAAGACGGAAGCGCUAACGCCGACGUCGGCAUGGCGGGCUGCGGAGCGGCUGGCUAAGGUGGCGAUCAUGAGGAAGUCGAUGAAUAGGGUUAGCGAUCUGCACGGCUUCGAGAAUGCCAGAUUUUAGUUUAGAUUUGUUUAUGUUUAUGUUUAUUUUUAAUUCUUGUCAAUUUCCUGAAAAUUCUGAAAUUGUAAUGUUGGGUAAAUACAAACGAUGAAUGAAUAUAAAAAAUAUAUAUAUAUAUA